This is a messenger RNA of Belonocnema kinseyi, 927 nucleotides long. Its product is annotated as zinc finger BED domain-containing protein 4-like. NCBI's taxonomy places the organism in Eukaryota, Metazoa, Arthropoda, Insecta, Hymenoptera, Cynipidae. Bases 1 to 927 code for a protein of 308 amino acids. The transcript is spliced from 2 exons. The record is from RefSeq and is a predicted model, not a curated record.
AUGUUCAAAAGAGUCAAAGAAGCCGUCAGUUUUAUUAGUUUGACUGUGCAUUGGUUAGACGAUCAUUUCGAAAGACGUAGUGCUGCAUUAAAUGUAGAUGUAUUUCCCGGUAGUCAUACAGGAGACGCAAUAGCAGAUAAAUUGACAUAUCUUUUGGCAUCUUGGGGCCUUGACAAAAUUCGGGUACAUUUGUUAAUGCGAAACAACGGUGGGAAUAUGGCUGAAGGAUGCAGAGUGAGCGACAUAGGGAGUGAAGGGUGUACUAUUCACGCGCUUCAAUUGGUCAUUAAGAAUACUAUUGAAGGAAAUGAAGCUGUCAGCAUUUUAUUAAAAAAAUGUAAAAAGAUUUCCAAGUUUUUCCAUAAAUCGGCACCUGCAAGGUGGAAUUCCACAUUAUACUUAAUGUUGCGCUUCUUGGAGCUGGAAUUUUUUCUAGAUUUAUUUUCUGAGGCUGAAGGCGAUGAUUCAAAAAGUUUGACGUGCGCAGAAUGGGAGAUACUGGAAGAAUUGGCAAAUCUCUUGCAGCCAUUUAAAGAGGUCACAAAGUCGUUGAUUUAUAAUGAAUCAUGUAUAUCUGAAGUGAUUCCAACCAUAAAAACGUUGCAUUUUUGUUCGUCGAAGCAGAAAUUCACAUACAAAAUCCUGCACAAAUCUGUUUUGGAAGCAGAAAUUGACCUCUAUCUCAAGCAAGAGCUGUUAAAACACAUCAUCACCUCCAUCAAAAUCGUGGGAGAAAAUGAAAGGAAUAUUCCCAAAUUUAAGCAAACUUGUGCACCGUUUCCUCUCCACGCCCUCGAGCAGCAUAUACAGCGAAAGGCUCUUUUCCGAAUCAGGAAACAUUUCGGACAAGAGACGGAAAAAUCUACUGCCUAUGAAUGUGGAAUUACUAACAUUCCUGCACCACAAUUUGCCACUGAUAAACUUUAA